UCAGGAAGGGCAUCCGGCGUAAAACUGUACCAAACAUAUGAGUGUUCAUCAAACGAAUUCCAUACCAUUAGGUCGUGGCCCAGGCUAACUACACCCGCCCCCUGGCACUGGUAAUCUGCAAGACGUAGGUAGAAAUUCAGAUAGUGUGGGUCGAAGACAAAAAAAAAGAGGAGGAAAGCGGCUUAGUCAGCAGAAGAAAAAGAGGAAGGCACGGACCCUACAACUGUGUGUAGGGACUUUGAAUGUUGGGACUAUGACAGGAAAACCUCAGGAGUUAGUUGACAUGAUGAUUAGGAGAAAGGUUUAUAUAUUAUGCAUCCAAGAGAGCAGGUGGAAACGGAGUAAGGCUAGAAGUUUAGGAGCAGGGUUUAAAUUAUUUUACCAUGAAGUACAUGGUAAGAGAAAUGGAGGAGGCAUUAUUUUAAAGGAAGAGCUGGCCAAGAAUGUCUUGGGGGUGAAAAGAGUAUCAGAUUGAGUGAUGAGGCUGAAACUUGAAAUUGAGGAUAUUAUAUAUGUGUGCUAAAUAGAUGGACAGAAUACUUUGAGCAGUUAAUGAAGGAAGAGUAGAAAAGGCAAGUGUGAAUGACCAAGAAGUGUCAAUGAUUAGUAAGGGGGAAGUUAGAAAGGCACUAAACAGGAUGAAAAAUGGAAAGACAGUUGGUCCUGAUGACAUACCAGUGGAGGUAUGAAAGCAAUUUGGAGAGGUGGCUGUGGAGUUUUUGACCAACUUAUUUGCUGUAAUAAUUGAUAGGCUGACAGAUGAGGUUAGACUGGAAUCCCCUUGGACCAUUAUGUUCACAGAUGAUAAUAAUCUGCAGUGAAAGAAGGGCGCAGGUGGAGGAAUAAUUACAAAGAUGGAGGCAUGCACUGGAAAAGAGAGGAAUGAAAAUUAGCCAAACUAAAACAGAAUAUUUGUGCAUGAACGAGAGGGGCGGAGGGGGAAGAGUGAAGCUCCGGGAAGAAGAGAUGGCGAGGGUGGACUACUUCAAAUACUGGGGGUCAAUAAUACAGAGCAAUGGUGAGUGUGGUAAGGAAGUGAAGAAAUGGGUCCAAGCAGGGUGGAAUAGCUGGCGGAAGUUGUCGUGUUCUAUGUGACAGAAGAGUAUCCGCUAGGAUGAAGGGCAAAGUUUAUAAAACAGUGGUGAGGCCAGCCAUGAUGUACGGAUAAGAGACUGUGGCACUGAACAAACAACAGGAAGCAGAACUGGAGGGAGGUAGCAGAAAUGAAAAUGUUGAGUUUCUCGCUCGGAGUGAGCAGGUUGGAUAGGUUCAGAAAUGAGCUCAUUAGAGGGACAGCCAAAGUUGGAUGUUUUGGAGACAAGGUUACAGACUUAGAUGGUUUGGGGAUGUCCAGAGGCGAGAGAGUAAGUUUAUUGGUAGAAGGGUGCUGAAGAUGGCGCUGCCAGGCAAAAGAGCGAGAGGAAGACCAAAGAAAAGUUGGAUGGAUGUGAGAACAGUGGGUGUUAGAGAGGUAGUUGCACGAGAUAGGCUUGGAUGGAAAAAGAUGACGCUGCAUCCCCUAACGGAACAAGCAGAAAGGAAAAGAAGUAUGGAGUCAAUAAGCCAUUAUGAGCCUGAUGUUGUCUUUGACACUGAAAAAACAUGACUAAAAUACUAAAAAGUAUUGUUGGCAAUACACGAAAUUUGGUUGGAUUAAAAGGUCACACAAAGUAUUGUCUUUUCACCCAAGUGUCAUGGGCGUGUCAUUCCUGGUAUGAUCUUGCUAUAUAUGAAAAGGUAGCUCAAUCCAAGAAUAACGAGACAAUACUAGCUCUUGUGUUUCACAUGUGGCUUCUUUAUUCCUCACUCCAGCAAAGUGCAUCAAUCACCUCUGGUUCCAGUAUUUGUUUGUCAAAGGACCUUUUCAAGAUAAAACUUCAAACAAUAACCAUAGUCAAAACAUUACUUCUCCCUUUAACAAAGCAAUAUGUGCCAUUGGAAACAAUCAAAUGGCUUCCGGAAGAACUGAGGUCUUGAAUAACUAUCCAAUGGCAUUUGAAAGUCAUGUUAUAAUUUUUUCCAGUGUGAUUAAUUUCAGAGCAUAAUACAAACUUGUUACAAUUUUUUUUCCCCUAUCUCAAGGGCAGCAAUCAAUUGUAAUUUGAGGAUUUGCCUUGGCUUAAUAUUGUCCAAACCUGGUGCGUUGGUCAGGCUCAGCAUCAUCAGGUUCGCACUCAGACCCGGUGUGAUGACGUUAUCCAUCUGGGUUCUCUUGCAUAGUACUGGAGUCGUCAAGCAGAUGUCGCUGGUUGCGUCUAAAGGACUAGCAAUCACUCGUCUGGAUAUGGUAGCUUCACGGUGUCUCAGCUGGUCGAAUGACUGUCGCUGGUUUCCAGGUGCCAUCUUCCUGCUGGAAACGGAUAGGUGCGCCAGGAUGUGGUGUCGACAUUGGCCUAGUGGAUCUUCCGUAGUGUUGUUUCUGGUACUGCUGACAGUUCUCCCUCCUUCCAUGGACAAUUGCUUCAGCAGCCACCUGAGAUAUGGAUUGCUGCAUUGUCACAGGCAAGAUAGAACACAGUCUAUGGCUCAUCAGGAUCUGGACUUGAAGCCGUUGACAGGUGUGUUUCUAUACUCCAGAAAGCAGAGAUAUGGGUCUUAUGAUAUGGGGGUUUGGCCAGAGCGUCGUCGUUGCUCGCGGGCAGCGUUGUUUUUAUCACCGCUGCAAGGAGCUGGCUUGGGCAGGGAGGUGGUUUGGCUGUGAUCCGGAUAUCAUCUAAAUAUGGCUCGAAACAAUAGGGUAAUAUUGCACAUUUUAUUCGAUUGGGAGAUGUUCUCUUCAAAAAGAGCUUCCGUGUCUGAAGGGGUGUGUUCCAUAGUGGGGGCCACGCCGUGUUUUCAAUGGCGAAUGUUGGGGUGAUGUCACGGAUAAUAGAUGCAGCCAAUAUGGCGACCAGUUGGAUGUCGAAUUACACUUCCGCAACUUUAUGGAUGAGUGAUGCAUUCUCUGCUCAUAUUCAUUUUUUCUUUUAGACAUUGAAGUGAAUAAUGUUAUGUAUUUUUCAUUUCAAUAUCCAUUUUAGAAUGUUUAUAGGGAUGACACUUGACCUCUAACGACAUUACGGUGAAUAACAAGUACCCCCUGCCUCUCAUCUCCACUGCGUUCAAGCUCAUGGAGGGGUCUGAAACAUUCACCAAGCUGGACUUGAGGAGCGCUUACCAUCUUGUCAGGAUCAGGGAGGGGGAUGAAUGGAAAACUGCUUUCAACACACCCACAGGACACUUGAUUAUUUAGUCAUACCUUUUGGCUUAACCAAUCCUCCUGCAGUUUUUAAAAACUUUAAUGAUGUCCUGAGAGACAUGCUCAAUUUGUACUUCUUUGUAUACUUAGAUCACAUUUCAAUUUUCUUUCCUGACAAAACAACCCAUAUUGUCCAUAUCUGUUACAUGCUGCAACGGAACCUGCUAAAUGGCCUCUUUGUUAAGGCUGAGAAAUGUUUGUGCUAGCUGAGGGGAAGCUCCGUAUGGACGCCAAUAAAGUAGAGGCCUUUGCCAAUCAGCCUAUCCAAAAGUCACUUAAGGAUCUUAAAUGGCUUGCGUUUGCAAAUUUCUACAGCAAAUUCACAAGGAAUUUUAUUACCAUAGCUGGGCCGUUGCGUAAGCUCACCACACCACCCAUUUGUAUGGAACCACUUAUGUCAGACAGCAUUCAGAAAACUCCAGUCUGCCCUUACCUCCGCCCCCAUUCUCACCCUUAAAGACCCUAAACUCCAGUUCGUUGUAGAGGUUAUGCAUUUGAUGCAGGUAUAGGAGCGAUAUCUCAGAAGUGCCCCAAAGAUGGCACGUUACAUUCUUGUGCCUAUCUUUCCAAUCAGCCCUUGUCUGCACAGAGAAACUAUGAUAUCAGGGAUCAUGAAUUACUUGCUGUCGGGUUGGGGUUGGCGGCAUGGAAGCACUGGCUGGAGGGUGCUCAGGUUCCGUAAAUAGUUUGGACAGAUCAUAUAAACCUGGACCCCGAAGAGACUUAAUGGAGGCAAGCCAGGUGGGCGUUGUUGUUUUCCCGAAUUAACUUUGUGCUCUCAUAGCAUCCGGUCUCUAAGGAUGGUAAACCUCAUGCCCUUUCAGGUAUCCACUGUGAAGAAAAAAAAACUGCACCCGAGACUGAAACUAUACAACCAGAAUCUUUUGUCUCUGUUUGUUUGAGAAAUUGAAACCUUAGUCAAACACGCACUGAAAGAUGCUCGCUGCCCCGACCCUGCCUGGAGGGCAGGCUUUACGUGGUCCCGCUCUUAAGGGGGAGGGUUAUUUAUUGAGCACAUACAAACAGGACAGUGUGUCACCUUGCUCCUCGCUCAUCGCCCAUGCCCUGAGGAUCGACCAGAGGCUCGCAAUACAGGGGAUGGUCGACGCACUACAGGGGAGGGUCGACGCACUACAGCGAGAUGCCCGACAGAACCUUGUACCAGAGACUGCGCGCAACCGGUCCAGGCAGUAUGACGGAGCCCAUGCAAGUCGAGGGGGUCCACGGCUCCCCCGAGGAGUGGCAACGACGACGGCAAGAGGGUCAAUAUUAUUGGGGGCAGUUAGGCCAUCUCGUGGCUCAGUGUCCUGUCAACCCCGCACGACCCGCACUCAAGGUGUCCACGCCGGCCUGGAACACCAAGGCAUGAGGGACUACGUGGAGUCAUCGCUGGUGGGGGGCCUUAUCCUACACUCGUCUUCACCCGCCGGAGCUGGCUUCUUCUUUUUCAAUAAGGACGACACAACCCUAGGCCCUGCAUCGACUACCGGGGCCUAAAGGACAUCACUGUUAAGAACAGGUGAUCAUGUUUUCUCAGUUCUUCCUGAUCCACCCAGUCUUGUCGCUCCUCUGAUUGAGAUCGUGAAUCCUCCAUGUAUGACUCCUCUUCAUUUUUUUGCUCAGUAGCGGGCUCUUGCGGUCAGGAAUGGAAAGGCGUAGAAGCAGAUGAGGCCACGCCCAUGGAGGAGACCGGAAAAGCCUGGCCUUCUCGUGCGCAAGAUGCUGCACGCGCACUUAGGUUGUGUCGGUGCGGAACCUUCAAGCCAACGAGCCACCGGCGCUCCGGGCUCACAUGGGUCUCAUUCCAUGCCCGUGAGGGUCUGUCUGCUGCUGAUACCAACCCAGGUCUCAAGAUUUCCACACCUGCCCAGUAAGCAAAGCAGAAGAAGGAUCUGUUAUGCAUGUCAUAUCUGCAAGAUGAGUACAGACAGACCCAAACGGAAUAUCAUCAAAAAAAAAUAUGACAUCAGUGAUGGGAUGCCCUGGUGUGAAGAACGUCUGGUGCGCAAAGUUCUUUUUCUCUCCCUCAGGGAAUUCAGAGACACACGCCGUGCUACACAUGGUCACUUACCUGUACAUGGGCGCAAACACAAACAUGUUGCAAAAGGUGCACUUUCACAUGAACCACAAAAGUCAAGUCAAAAGCCCCAGCAACAAAGAGUCUCACACAGACUUCGGAAUAUGGAGAAAAAAACACACAGUCUACAAAACACUCAAGUUAAGUCAAAGCAUCAUAGUGAUCACACCAACAAAGUGCAAAAAAAACCUUUAUCUCAGAAUACAUAUUCACGCAAAUGUAAAAGUAGUCAUACGGAAAAGAGCAUUUACACACAACCUAAAAUGUCUCGAGAAAAAACUGUGCAGUACAUCAGCUUCCGAGAACAUGCACACAAUAAUUCCUUUUCAACCAGAUCGCUACGGUCACAUAAAAAGGCAAAUCUGCCAUUAAUGUCAACUUCUAAAUACACAAACACUAAAAAAACGCACACAACCCAACACAAGCACCCAGUUCAAAAUAUGAUGCCACCCACGAAUGUACGGACACUCCUGAGGACUCCUGACCUGACCGGGAAUCGGACGUCUCGUUGUCACAAAGGGAUCAAGGGUUCCCUAGUGAAUGGUACCGGCCAGUGUCCGUCGUCGCUGUCAGGCAAAUCAAGCUGGUGCUUGUCCUUACAAUCAUGCCCGCAGCUCCAGCCUAUCAGCCUUCUUUGCGACAAGGAUGACCCAUAUAGCAGGAGGCCAAGGCUGCAAGCCCAAAGAAAGUUUGCCCAGUCACCACCCAAUUCUCCUGGUGCACCAUUGACGUCAUCACCACAGUGUAGGCACAGCCACAACCUAGCAGUCGUCACCAGUCUCACCAGACGUCGACCCAAAACUGAGGACUUCUUAUCUUUUCUCUGCCUAAGAGGUUCAGCAGCAUCGCCAAGAAACAUGGCCUUCUUGAGUGGACGAGAGAUGGAAGGAGUCACCCAUCGACAUUUGAAUUCCAACCUUUUCAGCCGUCCAAAGACUUCCAUUGACAGGAACAGUGCAGUAAUACAAACAGUACAGCCAGACUGUCGGUCACUGAACCUUGGAGGCUUUGACUCUGCAGAGGACAGUUCCAUCUGCCGUCUAACUGCCCGGGGUCGAAGGAGAAGGGAAAGAGAGAGGAAGGAGGAGGAGGGGAAGAGGAUAAAAAAUGAAUGUGUGGAGGCUGGCAGGAGAGAGGAAGUUUCAAAACACCAUUUGAGACCAAGGCACUUCUCCGUACAGCUCAGGAAGAAUAAAAAGAUCACCAAGGUUGCUGGAGUUUCUGAACAUAGCAACUCCUUUGUCAGAUCACUUUCGACUUUGAAGCCGAAAACUGGAUGUGGUGGCAGCCAGCAAUCCCCAAGGCCCAACAAUACCUGUAAACUAAGAGGCCAUUCCCAAAGACAAGCAGAAGUCAAGCGGAUUCACCUCUCUCAACACAGCAACCACCAGCUGCCUCACAAUCAAUGCUUAACAGUUUGUAAGUUCUACAGUAACCCCAAGACUCUUAGAGGUCUUCAGAACUCAGGAAGAAAUCCAAGCAGGGCACCAGCUCAGAUGCCAUUGACUAAUAAUUUAGCUGCCAGACAGCUUAAUGAGACCCCUGGAAUUGUGAGAUUGUCUAGAAGAAAGAGAGGCCUCCCUCCAGACACAAACCCAACUCCUUUUAAUCAUUUUUCUAUCGACAAUCCAUUCAAGAAGUGCAGGACACAGCAAUCUAUCAGGGAUGUUCAACUCGAGAGUGAUUACUGUAACAGUGAGAUGGAUGCUAACAGUAGGGAAGAUGUCCAAGUGGAACAUGCUGUUCAUAAGGUAAGAAACACUUGUAGCCUUGAUACAGAGCUUAGAAAAAACACACAUAUUGGAGAGCUGCAAAUGGUAAGGGACAGUUAUGUUACUGAGGAGAUACAUAAAGAUAAUGUUAGAAAGUUUGGUUCGUCGGCAACCAUCACCACUCUUGAGGUCAAACAUAAGUCUGACCUUAGUCCAGUCAGUGGGAUUGUGUGUAGAAGUGUGAGAGAAAAACAUCUGCAGAGGAACCUGACAGUGGGAUCAGCACCGAUCUCCAAAACAAUUCCCAGGAUUACUGUUUCCAGGACUGUUAUCAGAGCUUUAGGACACCCUUCUGUCCCUAAAGCUAUAAUCAACUCAGUGACAUCGCCAAACAUAUAUAAGAAAUCACCAGCAACUAAUUCUGCCAAACACAGUCCAAAGGGAAAUAAAAAAGGUGCUAGCAAAGACAUUGUCACAUUUAUUUCACCAGCCAGCAGCUGCUCAGUUGAUUCUAAAUGUGCUGCAGUUGACUCUUCCAGGGGCUGGACUGCUGACUCGACAAAAGAUGGUAGCUAUUCUGUAACUUCCAAGGGCUCUACAAAACGUCUUAGGCAGAUCAAAUCUACUACCUCAACAGUUAAAACUAGGAGCAGUCCUAGAAUCCUUGUCAAGCGCUAACACACCUGAUCUGUGGCUCACCAUGUUUACAGAUUCACUGUUUAUUAUUUUUAAGAUUUAAUAACGAAUAGGCAAGUAUUUAUCGUACACCCACAGCAUCUAAAGAGUUCCACUUAGGGAGCUGUCGAGAGAAUUUUCUAUACUGCAUGCCCUCCAUUUGGGUCACAGGUGAACUGGAGCCUAUCCUAGCUAACUUUAGGUGAGAGCUUUGAUACACACUGUACUGGUCCCAGCCAAUCACAGCUCACAGAACCGGUCACACUGAUUGACAAUUUAGUCUUCAACUAAACCAACAUUUUUUUUGGGACUAUGGGAGGUAGCUGGAAGACUACGGAAAAACCCAAACAAGUGGGGAGAACAUAAAAUGAUAAGUUUGAACCUGAAAACUCUGAGGUGGAUCUGCUAACCACUAGCUCACCAAGCCCCUUUUAUUUUAACAUUAUGAAUAAAGUUUCUUUCGGCUUGUCCCUUUUGGGGUCACCACAGCGUGUCAUCUCAGAUGAACGCAUAUAUAUGUUUGGCACUAUUUUUACGCCGGAUGCCCUUCCUGACACAACCCUUCUCAGGGAGUGGAGGCCCCAGUGGAAUACGAACCCACAACCCCUGGUUUACCAAACCAGUGCUCUAACCACUGAGCUACGGGGCCUCAUUUUAACAUUAUGAAUAUAAUAUUAAUUUAUUGUCUGCUUAAUAAAUACAGUUGUACUUUGAGAUAUGAGUUUAAGUCGUUCUGUGGCCAUGAUUUUAUCUAAAAAUCCCGUAUUUCAAAAACUUAUUUCUCCACAGUGAAUAGAAGUGCAAUUCAUCUGUUCCAGUCCCCAAAAGACACCAAAUUUUUUAAAAGGUUUUUUAAGGAGACGGGAAGCAGUAUAUUCCAAAAUGGUCAUAAAAACAUAAAAGAAUAGUGUAGAUAUAUUCACUAGUUUUAUGAAGUGUAAUCAAGCCAAGUCUCAAACUAAAAGACUUGAAAACACAAAAUUUGUUUUUUCUGUGCGUGACCCUUAAAGUGCACCAUCUGUACCUCUCUCUUUCUUUCUUUAUUUCUCUCCCCUUCACACACUCCCACUCUCCUUUUCUCUUUCCUAUCCUCCCUCACGCUACACUCAGUCGACCCCCGCCCUCUUUCCUUCUAUUGCGCACAAAGGCCGCGUGUCUCGUCAAUGGUCCAAAAACUUUUGUUUUACGUUCUUUACAAAACUUCCAUUCAACAACACGACAUUUUAUAAUAACACACAGCUACAUUCGUACCCCACAUGGCAUUUAGUUCUGCGUGCCGAUCCAUCUGCUCCGUGUGACUUCUCCACAUCAAAUGCUCGAGCCUUCUGCUGACUUAUUUCCAUAACUUCUCCGGCCAGCUCUUGUCCACAGCUUUAAAUUGUUUUAAAACUCUGGCUGGUGUUGUAUUUUAUUUUUGUAUUAUAUUAAUAAUAAUGGUCUUUUCCAUCGUAUACUUGGAGGAGGUGGUUGUUUCAAAUACACUUCAUUCUGUUUUAUAGUUAGUUUACAAAUAAACUUGAACAAUCCACAGCUUUGAAGCCCCUUUUCAGAAGAAUAUUUACCAAUUAUAUCAGCCAAAGUGCUGCUUGUUGUCAAGUGAGUGGAGCCUCCUGCUGCGACAGAACACUCGUUUCUCAAGUUUGGGCUCACGAGUCAACUCGUCAUUUUUCAAAACUCAGAAGUUGGGUCACUCGUAUCUUGAGGUAACACUGUAAUGCAGUAUGUAAUUAAUAAUGCAUAGCAUUAUUAUAAUACAGUUAAAAUCAUAAAGUGUUUAAAUUAUAGUUUGUAUUCGGGUUUACAGCAAAGCAUUGUAAGACAUGGUUCUGUAGCUACUAUAGGCCCUACAGUGAAGAGAAGAAAUCUUGUAAGUGCAGGGUCAGUCAUUGAAUAGGGUAAAUUAACUAUGAUAUGUAGUUUUAUUAUCUUUGUAAAGACACAAUCUUUGAUAAAGCUCCUGUACUGACUCACAUUAGAUGGUGCAGGUGUACAAAAUUGUUUGGCCAGUGAGUGUAUUUAAAUGAUCAACACUGGAUAUUGCUAUAACACAGUAUUUUAUGUUGUUGUCUGCAGUUGUAUGUUUUUAUAUCAAUGUACAGCAAAAAAAAGACCAAUAUAAUUAUCUAAUGUACAUAGUGAACAAUCACUAUAACACAGGUGCUUCCUUGUAUUAUCUUUUUUUUUUUUUUGGUACCUACAAAAAAAAAUCCAUACAGCUUUUAUGGUCUUUUCCUUUCAUCCAUCUCCUCACUAGUAUUGAUAUGUUACUAUCACAUAUGUUGUUACAAAAUAUAUAUUACAAAUCCAAGCUGCAAGUUUUCUCCCUGGAAGCACACACGAACAAAAUUUUUGGUACUCUUAUGCUAAUGAAAAAGUAUGGAAGUAAAUGUGUGCCACCAGGAUUUGAAUUAAAAAUGGCACUGACAUUUUUAGGUUGUAAAAUUCACAUUAUUUCAAAGUGAUCACAUUUUCAGUAUCUGUAUUUCAGUUUAACUUUUCAAUGUUAACAAAUUCGCCACAUAAAAAAAAUUCAACCUUUAAAAUUCAAACACAAUACUUUCAGUCUCCUAAGAUUCAACUGGCUACAAUUCGCUGGCUGAAAUUUGCCAUCAAAAUUCAGCAUUUAGAAGGCAGGGUUACUUCAGGUCAGAACCAGACAUUCAGCCAAUCCAGUUAUGGUUUCUUUUUCACAUGACGUCACGUAAUAAGUAAGCGUAACUAGAUUGGCUGGGUGUUGGGUUCUUACCUGAAGCUUUUUAACGCUGAAUUUAGAUGGCAAAUUUCAGACAGCGAAUUGUAGCUAGUUGAAUCUCAGGAGACUGAAAAUAUUGCAUUUGAAUUUUAAAAGUUAAAUUUUUUAAUAUGGCGAAUUUGUUAACAUCAAAAAGUUUAACUGAAAUGCAGCUAUUGAAAAUGUGAUCACCAUGAAAUAACAAAGUGAAUUUUACAACAUAAAAUUUUCAGUCGCAUUUUUAAUUCAAAUCCUGGUGGCACAUAUUCCAUAGAAAAAAAUCCCGCAGUGGUUAUAAAAAUAACUUGUCUGACAAAAUAAUAAAUACGAAUUUAAUGAAAAUGAACCAAUGAAAAUGCAACAUUGCUUUCAAUUGUGGUUCAACAGAAUUAUUUAAAAAACAAAAGUUAUGAAACAGGCCUUGAAAAAUUACGGUAACCCCAGAAAAGAUAUAACAUAAUUUGACCAUAGGGAGAGGUUUAAAGAAGCGGUGUUCUCUAAUUAGCAUCAAAGGUGUCCUCAAACUUGUAAUCCAUCAGUCCGCCUAAUAAAGUUUGACAAGUAAUCACUGUGCUGUUACCUGAGAUAGUGUGUACUCCCCUAAACAUUGACCAGAGGAAGCGAAGGAGAGCCUUCUCUUUGGGGAUAAGCAAGAAAAUUAUAGACAAGCACAUUGAAGUUAAACACUUUAAGACCAUCUCCCAAACAUCUUGAUGUUCCUCUGUCUACAGUUGGGACUUAUUCAUAAAUGUAAUAUCCACUGGACUGUAGCCAACCUCCCUGGUUAUGAUCACUAGAGGAGAAUUGAUGACAAAUUAAAGACAUGGAUAAUACAAAUGGUAACAAAAGACCACACUAUAAUCUCCAAAGAAAUUCAAGCCAAGGCCAAGGUACAUCAGUGUCAAAACGCACUAUUCAUCGUCGUUUGAGCCAGUGGAUUUCAUGGGAGAGGACCAAGGAGUUCAAAAUAACUUAUAAAAA
Syngnathoides biaculeatus (alligator pipefish) is the source of this 11414-nucleotide messenger RNA. RefSeq names its product protein Jumonji-like. Lineage: Eukaryota; Metazoa; Chordata; Actinopteri; Syngnathiformes; Syngnathidae. Bases 4904 to 7705 code for a protein of 933 amino acids. The record is from RefSeq and is a predicted model, not a curated record. The transcript has 11 exons.